This is a messenger RNA of Schistosoma curassoni, 3588 nucleotides long. The record is from the annotation of a GenBank genome assembly. NCBI's taxonomy places the organism in Eukaryota, Metazoa, Platyhelminthes, Trematoda, Strigeidida, Schistosomatidae.
AAUAAUCUUGUGGCGGGCCUUUUGUCAGGAGUACGUUUUAACGUGGCAGCAAAUUCGCCGUUUACGGUUUUCGUUUCCUGAAGUUAGUGAUUAGAAAAUUUUCAAAUUUAUUCUGAUGCCUAGCAAAUUUUCAGUUUUCACGUAUGUCGUUAGGGGGUUGAGUUCUCAUUGGAACCAUGUUAAACUUGGACCUCCAGAUGCAAUUUUGGGGAUUACCGAGGCAUAUAAUCGUGAUACCAAUCCUCAGAAGAUUAAUCUGGGGGCUGGUGCCUAUAGAGAUGAUAAUGGGAGACCCUUCGUCUUACCAUCUGUCAAGGAGGCUGAAUCACUUUUGUUGGCGAAAAAUUUGAAUAAAGAAUAUGCUCCGAUCAGUGGCAUCCCCCAAUUUUGCGAUCUGUCCAUUAAGCUUGCACUUACUGAUCAGUCUUCACGAAUCAAAAAUCGCUGUAACGCUACAACUCAGACAAUAUCUGGUACAGGAGCCCUUAGAAUCGGUGGAUCUUUUAUCAAUGAAUUUGCGGAACAAAAACAUAUAUGGAUGCCAACACCUACUUGGGGCAACCAUAAGCCUAUUUUCACACAUAGUGGACUAAAUGUACACCAAUAUCGUUAUUACAAUAGUAAUACUUGUGGUCUCGAUAUAGAUGGUUGUUUAUCUGAUUUAUCAAAAAUUCCCAAAGGACAUUUUGUUCUACUUCAUGCAUGCGCACAUAAUCCUACUGGAGUAGAUCCGUCAUUUGAUCAGUGGCAGAAAAUUGGAGAGAUUUUGCAAUCACGUGGUUUGAUUCCAUUUUUCGACUGUGCUUACCAAGGAUUUGCCUCCGGCAAUAUUGAUAAUGAUGCAAAAGCAAUACGUUAUUUUACCGAUGAAUUAAAUUUCCCCACCAUAUUACUUACACAAAGUUUUGCUAAGAACAUGGGACUAUAUGGUGAGCGUGUUGGUGCCUUCACUUUACUUUGCUCAUCUCCUGAUGAAGCCGAACGUUGUUUGUCACAAAUUAAGAUUAUUAUUCGACCAAUGUAUAGUAAUCCACCGAUUCAUGGCGCACGUAUUGCAACGGAAUUAAUGUCUAAUCCUGAUUUACGUCAAAAGUGUUAAAAUGUCUAUUCAAGCAAGUCAUUCAAGUAAUGAAGAACUUGGGAGGUAAGUGCAUCUGUUCAAGUUGUUGCACCAUAUCUUCACAGCAAGAUGAAAUUAUCAAGUUCAAUGCCAGAACAGUAGAAAUAGUAAUAGUAUCAGCGGUAUCAGAAAAAAAUUAGGGAUAGAUGAUAUAUUUCGAGAAGAAACAAUUAAUUCUCAGAGUGAGUGAUCUGAUAUAAUUUUGAACUUCGGAAUUUUAGAGAAAACAGUAAAUUAACCUUGGACCAUUGUGACCGAUUCUAAACCAUAUAUCACUCAAUAUAUCCAACCAAACAAAUAUUGAAUAAAAUCUGGAUCUUGAAAAUUUAUCUCAGAAAAUAAUGGAUUAAUCAUAGUCAAUACUCGGUGUAUGAUAGAAAUGACCGAUGCAUACGGGGAUUCCUCUCAUAUUCCUGAAGAAUGUGUGAGAAAACUACAGCAGUGACCACACUGGUUUCUAUUCUGAGUCAUGUUAGUGAACGCCUCAAGUUUCUGAGUUGGAUACUCGUUAUUAAUCCAUACAAGGAGUGGUGAUGAGCCAGUAGGUGCUAGACCUAUAGUUUUCUUCCACGUCACAGCGCCAUAUCAUAAAGUGACCACCUCUUUCUUUCUUGUCUGCUCGGUUACAGUAUCGACAAUUAAUGCGCGAUAUAAAAGCCACUGGUAUGGAAUUCUUAAAAAGUAUCCAAGCUACUGGCAUUACACUAAGCUAUCAUAAUGUUUGUAUGUGAAAUAAAUGUUUAGCUUUGGAACAAUUGCCCAACUUUUACAUCCAUCAGUCGAUUCAUCCGCCUGUUCAAUUCAUUUACGAUAUUAUUUACAUAUUUUUAAAAAGGCUCAUUGAUUUGAAAACUAUGGCUGAUCGUAUUAUUACAAUGCGUCAGAGUUUAAGAAAUAGUUUAACCAAAGCAGGAUCUCAUCAUGAUUGGUCACAUAUCACUAAUCAAAUUGGAAUGUUUUGCUAUUCUGGGCUUAAUCCAUCACAGGUUGAAAAGCUAACUAAUGAAUAUUCUAUUUAUUUAACUAAAGAUGGACGUAUUAGUAUCGCUGGCUUAUCAUCUAAAAAUGUCGACUACUUAGCUCAUGCUAUACACCAAGUUACUAAAUAAUAACAAGUGUUUUUUCUUUCUGUUUGCUAAUUUAUAUACAAUAUGAUGUAUUUACUUCAAUAAUGUUUCAACGUUCUAUUUUCAUCCAUUCCUGAUUGUUCUGUGUGUAUGAAUGGUAAUAUGUACCAUUAUCACACAUAUUUUUACUUGCCUGAUCAUGUAUUUUGGUUUUAAAUAUACGUGAUCACUUUAUUGUAAACGAUCAGUGUAAACCACUUACAAAUAAUUGUGAUUCAUUUUCUUCUGUCUGUACUUCCUAUGUCGGGUUGAGGUUUGUUGCUUUUUUACAGCUACAUUCCUAAAAUAUGUGAAAAAGUUGACGGUAUCGUUUCAUACAUUUGGUCCCCUUUAUCAUCUUGAAUAGGCCAUAAACAAAGAAUUGAGCUCAAUUUUUUGUUCUUGCUUGCUUAUUAUCAUCGUAUUUAAAAAUUUUAAAUUUCAAAGGAUAUAGGUUUUAAGUCAAAAACAAUUUACGAGUACUGAAUGAUUAAGGCCUAACGAUCACCCACCACGGCGCAGGAUGUUGACUAGUGUAGUAGGUUGGAAGAAAGCUAGGAGCGGGGAACUCAAAACAUGCGAUCAAUCUAUGAAGUCACUGACUGAGCCAUUUACGCAAGUUCAGACUACUUGGUUGGGGUUCCGCUUGAUAACUACGAUUAUUGGUUGAAGACUUUGAAUGAAAACAUGACUCAGAAUUAAUCCCAACAGCGCUGAUCCAUGUAUACUUUAUCUUUAUUUCCAGUAUUUCUUCAUACAUAUCGUUCCCAUUGUUUUCUCAAAUUGUAUUUUCAAUAUUUAAUCUUCCUCGCUAUCAUUAUUUCUACUCCUUUUCAUAUUCGUCGCGUCAAUAUGGUUAUGGUAAGGAAAUUGAACUUACACAUAUUUGUGCCAGGCUUUAUGUCGAUUAUGAAUAACCGACUGGUUUCUUGAUCUGUAACGUUUAAAAAGUAUAUGUGACAAAAGAUGUAGAACAUAAAAAGCUUUUCAUUUAGUGAGUUUGUAGGUCCUUAAUAUUUAUCAACAUGUUCACUAAAUAUAACAAUGUAGUUAACUCUAGUCGUUAAGAAUGUUUAAAUCCUCAAAAUUAGUUAAUAAUUAUUUGCUAUUUACUUACAAUAAUGUAUAGAGUUGGGUCAUAGCGUAAUUUAUUGUUUUGAUCGUAUGUAUGCAGUAGAGCGGUGGCUCUGUUAUAAGACAUUGAUUAAAUGGUAGUGAUGUGAAAAUUUUUUCCCUAACUUGUCUAUCACCGAUUCAUUCUCCAGUUUUAUCAUAUCUAACUUUUCACUCAUCACUGUGCCAUUCAUUCCAAGUUCCAGUAAAUCAAUUUGAUGCACCAUUAUUUUGUUUCAUCCAAUCAUU